CCAUUUUGUUAUAUAUAGUCCCGUGGUCAUCAAAUGCGUACAUAAAAUCACGACAGUAGGACGGGUGGUUAUUAUUUAUAAAUGUGUGAGGGUGAGGGGUGCUAGUCUAUUCUAAAAUGCAUUGGAAGUUGAAAUCAUCAUCAUCAACAUUAGGCAAUUUGGCGGCGUGGAGAAAUUGGGCCCCUUUUUGGGGGGUGGAGUGGGAGACAGGGGGAGGAGGAAAGAAGGAUUUUGGGAGAUUUCCUUUGUCCUGUCCUGGAUUUAAGAACCCGACUGAAGGACGGGGGAGGUAAUAUGGUCCAAACUCAAACGGGUUAAAGAGGAGUCUUUUUGUUUCAUUUGAGCAGGGACAGUAAAAGAAGCAGUGUGCUGGAUACAUUCGGAGAAAUUAGCUACACAGUUGGCAGCAAGAGUUAUAAUUUCGUUUUAAAGUGCUGAGAGCCCCCCUACAGCAGUGACACCAUGAGUUGGAGCUUCUUGACACGUUUGCUGGAGGAGAUCCACAACCACUCAACCUUUGUGGGAAAGAUCUGGUUUACCAUCCUUAUAGUCUUCCGCAUCGUACUGACUGCUGUCGGAGGGGAGUCCAUCUACUAUGAUGAACAGAGCAAGUUUGUCUGCAAUACGCAGCAGCCUGGUUGCGAGAACGUAUGCUAUGAUGCAUUUGCCCCACUCUCCCAUGUGCGUUUCUGGAUCUUCCAGAUAAUCUUGAUCUCUACACCCUCCAUCAUGUACCUGGGCUUUGCCAUGCAUAAGAUUGCAAGGAGUGCUGAUGAGGACUAUAAUCCAAGGAGCAAGAAAAGGAUGCCAGUGAUCCAGAGGGGGGCGAACAGGGAUUACGAGGAAGCCGAGGAUAACGGUGAAGAAGAUCCCAUGAUCUUUGAGGACAUUGAGCUGGAAAAGGAGGAAAAGGUGGAAAAGAAGCAGCAGCAUGACGGGAGACGGAGGAUUAAGCAGGAUGGGCUGAUGAAGGUGUAUGUUCUGCAGCUGCUAGCUCGCUCAGUCUUUGAGGUGAGCUUCCUCUUUGGCCAGUAUAUCCUAUAUGGCUUUGAAGUGAUGCCUUCCUAUGUCUGCAGUCGUAGCCCUUGUCCCCACACUGUGGAUUGCUUUGUCUCAAGACCUACAGAAAAGACCAUCUUCCUUCUCAUCAUGUAUGUGGUGAGUGCGCUUUGUCUUGUUAUGGAUAUCCUUGAAAUGUUUCACCUGGGCAUUGGUGGCAUUCGGGACAUCCUCAGCAAGAAACCCAAAAACCAAGCGAUUAACAUGGAUACAAAGUCUCCAAUUUCUAGGUGCCGGCCUUCAGCUCCACCAGGUUAUCACACGGCCCUCAAGAAGGACACCAAGGGCAAGACGUCAAAUGGCAUCAAGCAAGGAUACAGGGAUAACCUGGCCGACUCUGGCAGGGACUCCUUUGGGGAUGAGCCUUCCUCCAGGGAGCUGGAGAGUCUGCGACGGCACCUGAAGAUGGCCCAGGAGCAUCUAGACCUGGCUUUCCAGAUGGACACCAACAGCCCAUCACGCAGCAGCAGCCCAGAGUCCAAUGGCACUGCAGCUGAGCAGAACCGACUGAACUUUGCGCAGGAGAAGGGGGGAGGUGCCUGCGGAAAAGGAGGAAUCGUAGCCUGAAUUGUUUAAAUACUGGAAUCCUGCAUGCGAGCAUUGCUGCAUGUAGUCAUUGGAGCCGACUACAAAAAUCAGUAACUGGAAUUAGUGAUAGAAUUGACAUAGGAAUCUUUUGCAUAUGCAGACUUGUUUGUGGGGGUUGAUUUAAAGACAAUUUUCAGUGUUGCUUAGACCAGUAGAGGAGAAUGUUAAGAGUUGAUGGGGCAGGACCCCCCGCCCCCACAAAUGCACACCCAAGCUGGAAUUAGUGCUUCAACAGAUUUAUGCCACAUUUCAUGAUGUGGCCCAUUAAAAUUGUUAGAAAUGUUGUGCUGAACACUGUUACACGUCAUUUAAUGUCUUUGUUUACAUUCAAGUCAUUCCAAAAAAAACCCCAAAUAAUCAGCGUGCCAAUAAUAAAGGCAGCUCUCGCUUAUAUUUUUAUAAAAGCAGUUGUGUAAAAGUGAGGUUAACCACAAAGUACAAAAUCCCUUUGCUUCUGUUCGAUCAAACCCGGCCCACGAUACUUCGUAGCAUGGUUAGGUGAGUUUCUGUUUUGUCAAGCAAUUUUGCUGUGCAAGGUGGGGUUUUUCUAUUUUUUUUUUUACUUCAGAUAUGAACUUGAGUUGGAAGAGAUGCACUUGGAUAGGUACCACUGCUCUGGCUGUGGGAUGGAGUUCAAGUGAUUAGGAGAGGCAAGAGCCCUGCAUACCUAUGGAGAGAACAUUGCAAUUUGCUUUAUAAAACAAAAUUUCCAGGUAACAAGUUUUGUAACGGCAAACUUAUUACCUUACUUGGAAGAGCAAAAAAUAGGCUGCACAGUAUACCAAAUGCUUGUUUUCCCACCCCAAAUGCUGUGAUGGCACAAAAGCUUUUAUAAUGCCUUGUCCAAGUUUCAGAAACCUGGGAUAACCUGGUUCUUUUUGCUUUGUUUGUUUCCUACUAUUUACUUUAGUCCUGUUUCUUUUAUAAUCAUGUUUGACAUAUUUUGUUUGAAAGACUGUAAUGUCCUCAACUUGAAUGCUGAUUUAUCUAUAAAGACUUCUCGGUACUGGCUUUUUUUGUGCUGUAAAAUUGUGUACUUCUUGACCUCUUUCUGUGAAUUUAUUUUUAAACUACAAUUUCUCAGGAUCAUCCCACUGGAAGACCCUCAAGUCUUGUCACGUUUCUAGUUAUUUGGAAUCAUAAGCAGAAUAUGUAUUGGUUUCAAUAAGACCUAAAAUUGUGCAUUAUUAACCCCCUUUACAUAAUUCAAAGCAGAGUUUUUAAAUAAACAUGAUGCAAGACUUGUAUACUUUUUUUAUUAUUAUUGCUUCUUUCACAGUAAUUGUGCUUUGUUUUUUCAACCCUUCUAGUUUCAAGUUUGGUUUGCAUGUGUAGUAAAUUUGGUAAAUAUUACUCAUUGGGAGUUCCAAUUGUAUAAUGUGUGUUGAUUGCAUUUCAUUAUUUCAGCAGUCUCGUUAAGAGUUAAUCAUUCAGGGGUGUGUGGUCUUUGCUCAAUUGUUUAACAUCUCUGGGAUCAAACUACUGCACUCGGAAGCAUUUUAUACUUGCAUUAUUUAUACCUUUUAAUUCAAAGUAAACUGUUCCACAUGUUAGCCAGAUCACUGUUUCCAAUGUAAAGUUUUGAUGGUAAUACACACUUGGCUUUAAAGUGUAAAACUUUGCUAAAUAACUUUCAUUGGACAGUGACUUUAGAGAGAUCCCCAAAAAUAGACAGUGCAAACCACUUGAUUUUUGUGGUCUUUCAGCCUUAACCAACUAUACCAGUUUUUUGAAACCUGGUUAUAUAGGUCUUGUAUUCAGGCAGGAAAACAAAUCUGUUCUUUCCUUUUGUUUUCAUAAGUUAGCAAAAAGAGAAUUCUUCCAUUUUUAAUGCCUAAACCAAUUACUGUUUCCUCUAAUGAAGGAAUCUGACAGAAUUAAGACUGCUAUAGGACUCAUUUUGUGACUGUUACUUUUUUUAUAUGUGGUAUUUUUUUUCUACAUUGUUCUUGUAUUUCAGAAUUUAAUGAAAAAAUAAGUGUUUGCA
Polyodon spathula (Mississippi paddlefish) is the source of this 3634-nucleotide messenger RNA. Its product is annotated as gap junction gamma-1 protein-like. The transcript is spliced from 3 exons. Lineage: Eukaryota; Metazoa; Chordata; Actinopteri; Acipenseriformes; Polyodontidae. Gene Ontology annotation, biological process: cell communication. Gene Ontology annotation, cellular component: connexin complex. The record is from RefSeq and is a predicted model, not a curated record. Bases 463 to 1626 code for a protein of 387 amino acids.